Messenger RNA from Cinara cedri, 1359 nucleotides. Lineage: Eukaryota; Metazoa; Arthropoda; Insecta; Hemiptera; Aphididae. The record is from the annotation of a GenBank genome assembly.
AUGGACGCGACGUGCCGGGUCAACUGUUACGCGGCCAAAGCGUUCGGACUGCUGCCGCUGGCCGGCGGCCGCAAGCCCGCGUCGGUGCUGUACGCCGCGUCGCUGUGGACGGCCUUGUGCACGUCCGGAAUGUACGCGGUCCAUUACCACUUCGAGAACACCAAAAACGUGUCGCCGAAACACACCAUGCUGAUGAGGGUACGGUAACGACCGCGGCGCGUCAUAACGCAGCGGUCCCUUUCUCCCCCCACCCCGUAUCCGCGGGAUGGGUAACAUGGGGAAAUCGCCAACUCCCCCGUCAGACGCGUUUCGGGCUCCCGCGAAAAACGUUUGUCGGAAGACGGCCGAUAAAGAGUCGUAGUAUUUUUAUUGUUUUUUUUUUUUUUAAUGCUCCCUCGGUUGAGGGAGUAGGGGUGGAUGGUACAAAAUAAAAUACGCGCCGUGUUGUGCGGUUUGGGGUCCCCGUGCCAGUUCCCCCCCCCGGAUCGGUCGAUGUCCGCGGACCAAGCAUUCGCUACGAACGGACGAACCCUCCGCGCACCGACGUCAAUCCGUUUCCGCGGUCGAAGACAAUCCGAUGCACGUGUACCGUUGAAAAUAUCACGGAAAAUUGCGUUGAACCGUAACGUUAUUGAAACACGUCGAAUCGCGACCACGGUAAUCGUAUGGCCGCGCGUCAGUCAACUCGGCCGCUGAGAAGCGUCCGCUGUGUUCGACGGCGGCACAAAUGGGGCGCGCGGCUUGUCUGUAAGACCGACGAGUUCCGUAUCGGGCGUAUCGAUUCAAGAACGGACGACCCGUGAGUCACGAAACGUAAACGAUUUCGGUACCCGGGUGUCGCGAGCCGUCGACAAAACAUCGAUAUUCGCCGUUCUUCGUUCCGGCCCCCUUUUUUUUUUCUUUUUUUUUCGUACGUUACGUUAUUUUCGGUUUUCCGGUCCGGCGCUUGGUCGUCGUGUUUUUUAUACGGGCGAAAAUCAUUCUAGUGUUCGAACCGAUAAAUUGUGUAAUGCGUGUUCGAUCCGUGUUCGUGGCCCCGCACGGUCGUUUUCGCACUCAAACCGAACGCCUCGACAAAUCGCUCUGUCCAUAACUGCUGCAGGCGAAUUAUACAAACGAACAAAACAACGUCGUAUUUACGACAAGUGGACAGGCGGAUACGGGGACAAAAAUUAACUAUUGAAAACGAUCGAUUAAGUACUAACCGUAUCCUAAAACAUUUGUAUUUAUUCGAUUGUCAUUUAGCGCGUUGACCAUAGCCGUUUCGAAGCUAUAAACAAGUUUCGUCGGUGUGAAUCCGAGUCCUCUGCUUCCACGGUUAACAAAUCGGGUCCAAAGUCGGCUGUGUACGGAUCGUGA